This is a messenger RNA of Manis pentadactyla (Chinese pangolin), 1374 nucleotides long. It is a transcript of the gene BRD3OS, whose product is annotated as BRD3 opposite strand. The transcript has a single exon. The record is from RefSeq and is a predicted model, not a curated record. Lineage: Eukaryota; Metazoa; Chordata; Mammalia; Pholidota; Manidae. Bases 294 to 548 code for a protein of 84 amino acids.
ACGCAGCAGUCACCGGGAAGAGCUGUGGCCAAGGUGCCACUGAGCCACGUGCCAUCUCACAUGUGGUACUUUGGUAGUCUACUCACAAUGCUCACAGGCUCCUCAAGUCUCCCUGCAACGCAGCCCUCCCAAGGGUGUUGCCUACAAAUGGCCUGAACUCAUUUCUAUUAUUCAGUUCAAUAAGGGAUCCCCAGACCCAACUGCUGAAAAUCGUAAUUAGCGCACUUAGUGCCCACACAGGACUGGCUGAGGGGGCCUCGCGCGCAGGCCCCGGAGGGGAGGCGGGGCCAGGGAUGAGUGGCCGUGUCCCUCUGGCAGAGAAAGCGCUGUCUGAAGGCCACGCCCGGCAGCGGUACAGGGACACCUCCCUGUUCAUCUGGCAACGGCAGCAGCUGAAGCUGGAGUCUGCGCCCCCCGGGACGUACCUGAGCAGGAGCCGGAGUGCGUGGUACUCACAGUACGGAAACGAGGCCAUCCUAGUCCGGGACAGAAACAAGCUUGGGGUCUCGCGGGACACGGGCCAGUCCAAGUUCUGCACAAUUAUGUAAUUCCAGCAUGAAAACCACAGGCCAGGCGCUGCGCGGAAUACGACUGUUUCAUUCAGCUUUCCUGUUGAUUCUGGUCCAUUCUGGGAGAUUCUGCACAGGGAAUGUGAACAGGCUGUGGGGUGGGAACCAAAGAUUCUGACGACGGCUCCCCAGCCCCGUCGCACGGCUUGGCCUCUGGAUUCUGUCCCGCCAGGCCCCACAGGCACAGCCCAGCUGGGCACCGCCAGAUGCUGCUUCUCUGUUCUCCCAAGCAAGCGAGAGAGACACCCAUACAAACAACCAUUUCAAGUGUUUGUAGGGGUUGUUUUUAGUAUUCACUUCUGCCCCGUAAAGAAUGAGUCAGAUCUUGAAAAAGGUGAAGAGAUUGGCAGCAUGUAUUUUUAAAAGUCCAUGUGCAGGACCGGGAUGGAUUUAAUCUAAAUGGCGGCGGCCGCGGCUCUGCGACAGGAACCUCCUGCCCCUGCACUUCCUGUCUGCUGACCAAAAUGAUCCUCGACUAGUGCAUCGCGGUGGCUUCUUCACUGGCUUCCAAAUACAUGAAGGCUUGUGGGCCAGUGCACCCAAAAAACAUUAAGGAAACCAAAAAUUAAGUUCUACAGUUGUUCAGUCAGUUCAGAUUUAGUCACGUGGCUGAAAUGCGCAGGUGCUCAGCUGGCAUUUCAGCCGCGCUCUGCUCCACGGCCGCCGCAGCUCCCCGUACCCGUGUGCCCGAGGCAUGUUGGUCAGUACUGCACACAGGCAGCCCCAGCCCUCCUGGAGGCAGUUUUUAGGAGUCAUUUUAUUUGCUGUCUGCUUUAUAUAAAGCCUGUGUGGCUGUGCAAACGUG